AUGAGGCUGCAGCUAGCUGUUCACCACGUCAAAAUAGACCGCAAGCUCCUGAAGCCUCAAGUGGAGAGGAGGAGGCGGGAAAGGAUCAACCGUUGCCUAGAAACACUCAGCAAGACGCUGAUGCAAGACCGUGAGAACCAGAAAAGGACUGAGAAAGCAGAGAUUCUGGAACACACUGUUGCCUUUCUGAGGAGCAACAGUCACCACGACAGCAAGAACCUCCACAACGGGUUCUCCACCUGCCUGCAAAGAGCCUCUGAGUUCCUCCAGACAACAAAACUGGCCUCAAAUCAGAAGCUGGUGCUGUCAUCAAGACUGGACAUGGUUGCUGAGCGCCAACAUCAUCAUCAUCUGAAUGUCCAGGCUCCCCUAUCUCCAGCCACCGUCCCCAAGCCACUGAGCCCCAAGAGCUCCACUUUUAAAGCUGCAUCGUGGAACCCCAGAUCACCUGAUGGAGAUUCGGCCUGCCAGAUCCCGUCUCAGAAAGCAGACAUUUACGCCAACAUCAAAGCUGAAGUCAAAGUCGGCAUCAGCGAAAGCUCCCCUCUGCCUGUACCCUCCUUCAUGUGUACGGUCUCCCCCUCCAACAGACGCCAGCUGACCCUAAACUCACAUGUCCAGCCAUCUACAGAAGCCUCCAGCCCCAUCACAAGCUACUCACGGAUUGGGAAGGGAGGCUGUCGGCCCCGGCAACUGUUGCCACCAACCCAACCCAUGUGGAGGCCGUGGCCUUAA
Sardina pilchardus (European sardine) is the source of this 735-nucleotide messenger RNA. Its product is annotated as transcription factor HES-5-like. The coding region runs from base 1 to 735 and encodes 244 amino acids. Gene Ontology annotation, biological process: regulation of transcription by RNA polymerase II; regulation of neurogenesis; anterior/posterior pattern specification. Gene Ontology annotation, cellular component: nucleus. Lineage: Eukaryota; Metazoa; Chordata; Actinopteri; Clupeiformes; Clupeidae. The record is from RefSeq and is a predicted model, not a curated record. Gene Ontology annotation, molecular function: protein dimerization activity; RNA polymerase II cis-regulatory region sequence-specific DNA binding; DNA-binding transcription factor activity, RNA polymerase II-specific. The transcript is spliced from 3 exons.